Messenger RNA from Glycine soja, 372 nucleotides. RefSeq names its product basic leucine zipper 43-like. The record is from RefSeq and is a predicted model, not a curated record. Gene Ontology annotation, molecular function: DNA-binding transcription factor activity. Bases 1 to 372 code for a protein of 123 amino acids. NCBI's taxonomy places the organism in Eukaryota, Viridiplantae, Streptophyta, Magnoliopsida, Fabales, Fabaceae. The transcript has a single exon. Gene Ontology annotation, biological process: regulation of DNA-templated transcription.
AUGGAAUGCAAUGAAGAUGAUGAACUCCAUGUGGCACCUUAUUAUGCUUCCUUAAGACAGUGCCUUCCCUAUCAUUCUCCAACCCAAAAACCUAUCUUUACCUCAACAAACCUCCUGAACAUGGAAGCUGGUGAAAGCCAUACUUUGAACCAUAUGGAUCCACCUCAUGGUUUGCAUCAUAUUCCAUUUUACUGCUCCCAAAACCUUCCUAGCAACAGCAACAACCCAAUUCAAGUCCCACUCCAUAAACCCUCUCCCAACACAUCAUCAAACAGUAACAACAACAAUUCUGAUGAAGCAAAGGCUCUCCUUGAUGACAGAAAGAAGAGGAUGUUCUCAAACAGAGAAUCUGCUCGCAGGUCGCGGAUGUGA